GCAGAGAGGAGAAAACAGGCUGUAGUAGAACAAGUGAUGGUGGAUCAAUUAUCUAGAGCUGUUAUAAGUGACCCAGAGCAAUCCAUGCAUGCUGAUGUUUACAAGGAAGCUCCUGGACUUCUGGGACUUGAGACUGCACCAAUACGUUUUCGAAAAAGAACGCUGCAUGAAACAAAAAUAAGGACCAAAUCAGGAUUAACUGAAAACAUGCUCUCUAACAAGCUGCGCUUUGAUAGUAGGAUUAUAUCAAGAACAAGUGCCUUACCUUUCAUUCAAAAGGGAGUUUAUCAACAUCAACGUGGACAGAAGAGGGGAAAAGCUUAUGAUCUUAGUGACUUCUAUAUUGGCGCUAACCUAACUUUCCGAAGUGCUGAUCAUAACCUUCCAGAAAGUGUUAAGCAGAACCCAGUUUUCACCCUUCGUGUGAUAAGUAUUGAUGAAGCAGCUAUGGAUUUUCUAAAAGCUUCUUCUAUGGAAUUCAAGCAAGAGUGUUCCAAGCAAGUGGUUGAUGACAGCAAAGUUUUCGAGAAGAUUCAAGGUACACUCAGACAGACAUUAAGUAAAAGAGGAGUUCGGGUUAUAACAGGCUUAGGAAAGUAUUUCCGACAACUAGACAAGAACAGAAAUGGUUUUCUCUCUCAGGCAGACUUUAAAGAAGCUCUAAAAGUAUUCCAUUUGGAAGUGUCUGAAGGGGACUUUGAAUCCUUAUGGCUUAUUCUCGAUGACAGCAAGAGUGAUAAGGUCGACUAUGGAGAUUUUACUCGUGCUGUAUUUGGAGAAAUGAAUGAAUAUAGGAAAGCAUUUGUAAGAAAAGCUUAUAUGAAACUAGAUUUCAACAAAACUGGGAGUGUGCCUAUGGUAGAUAUCAGAAAAUGUUACUGUGCAAAGAAACAUCCUCUAGUAUUGGCAGGAAAAGCUACAGAAGAAGAAAUUCAGUCGUCAUUUCUAGAAACAUUAGGAGAGUCCUGCAGCAAUCCCAAUGAAGUGUCCUAUUCUGAGUUUGAAGAUUACUAUGAAGGAUUAAGUUUUGGAAUCGUGGAUGAUGAUGAUUUUGUCAAUAUCUUAAGGAAUCCUUGGGGAAUUUAGAGUGGAAGAAGAAAAAAUGAAGAAGAGACCUUUUCAAAACAAGGAGUGCGCUAAAUAAGGGAGGACUUAGUCUUAAUAUGCAUUACUUCAUAAUUAGUGUCUUAAACUGAUUUCAGGGACUGAAAAUUUUAGGUGUUUUCAGAGUAACACUUGACAAAUUUCUUAGAGUGUCUGUUGAGCUAUGCUAACCACUUUUUUUGAUAUAAAUGCUGUUCAUUCCUUUUCAUUGGAAAUGAUAAAGGCUGUUCCCCAUACCAAAAGCCAUCAUUUACUUGAUAUUAAAGUAGCCUAUUUUAAAACAAGAGGGAAUUGGAAUACUAAAAUGCAUGAAGGAAUAUAUGCAAGAGAGAAUUUAGUUUUAUGAUGCAUCGUGAAAAGCUUUAGAUUUGACUGUAUAAAUAUCAACGGUAGCUUUUCUU
Pterocles gutturalis (yellow-throated sandgrouse) is the source of this 1505-nucleotide messenger RNA. RefSeq names its product calcyphosine 2 (gene CAPS2). Lineage: Eukaryota; Metazoa; Chordata; Aves; Pterocliformes; Pteroclidae. The transcript is spliced from 10 exons. The record is from RefSeq and is a predicted model, not a curated record. Gene Ontology annotation, molecular function: calcium ion binding. The coding region runs from base 37 to 1086 and encodes 349 amino acids.